Molecule: messenger RNA, 2558 nt
Organism: Alligator sinensis (Chinese alligator)
Lineage: Eukaryota; Metazoa; Chordata; Crocodylia; Alligatoridae
Gene: UNC45A
Product: unc-45 myosin chaperone A
Exons: 19
Coding region: 126-2558 (810 amino acids)
Molecular function (GO): Hsp90 protein binding
Source: RefSeq, a predicted model, not a curated record
CGCUGCGGCAGCUGGGCCGGCUGGACCAGGCCGCCCAGGACCUGCAGCGCUGCGUGAGCCUGGAGCCCCGGAACAAGGCCUUCCAGGAGGCGCUGCGCGACCUGGGCAGCAGCGUGCAGGAGAAGAUGAAGACCAUGUCCUGCACGGACUCCAAAGUGCAGCAGAUGUUCCAGAUCCUGCUGGACCGAGAGGAGAAGGACGCAGACAAGAGGCAGAAGGCCGCGCAGAACCUGAUCGUGCUGGCGCGCGAGGAGCCGGGGGCGGAGAAGAUCUUCCAGAGCGAUGGCGUGCGCCUGCUGCAGCAGCUGCUGGAGGCGGGCGAGGCUGACACCACGCUGGCUGCCCUGCGCACCCUGGUCGGCCUCUGCUCUGGCCACCGCUCCCGGACCAUGGCCAUCCUGGUGGAGCUGGGGCCGCCGCGCCUCUCAGGGCUGCUGGGCGCGGAGCAUGAGCAGGUCUCGCUGGCGGCCUGCAACCUGCUGCAGGUCAUGAUCGACGCGCUCAAGGAGGGGCUGCAGCGGGACGUGCGUGGCAAGGAGGACGCCCUUGUGCUGGACUCCUCAAAGGAUCUGAAGCUGCUGAUCAAGAGCCUCCUGGAGUUGCUGACCUGGGAGGAGGCAUCGGCACACGGCCGUGACAACGCGCUCAACCUGCUCAUCCGAGCUGUGCCCCGCAAGUCGCCGCGGGAGCCCAACAACAGCCUCACGCUGUGGGUGAUCGACCAGGGGCUGAAGAAGAUCCUGGAGGUGGGGGGCACGGUCCGCAGGGCCGCCGGGAGCCUGCCCGUGACCGAGAACAGCUGCAUGAGUGCCGCCGUCCUGCUCAGCAAGCUCUACGGGGACCUCAAGUGCGACGCGGAGCGCGAGAACUUCCACCGCCUGUGCGAGGACUACGUGAGGAGCUGGUUCGAUGGGCACGGGCUGGCCGGGAAGCUGCGGGCCAUCCAGACGGUGUCGUGCCUGCUGCAGGGCCCUGCGGAGGCGGGGAACCGGGCACUGGAGCUGGACGGCAUCAUGGAGAGCGUGCUGUCACUGUGUGCCUCCUCGCACGAGGCCGACCAGCUGGUGGCCGUGGAGGCCCUGAUCCACGCGGCCGACAAGGCCAAGCAUGCCUCCUUCAUCACCGCCAACGGCGUCACCCUGCUCAAGGAGAUCUACAAGCACAGCGAGCGUGACAGCAUCCGCAUCCGCGCCCUGGUGGGGCUCUGCAAGCUGGGCUCUGCCGGCGGCACCGACUUCAGCAUGAAGCAGUUUGCCGAAGGCUCCACCCUGAAGCUGGCCAAGCAGUGCCGCAAGUGGCUGUGCAAUGAGGCGAUGGACGCAGGCACGCGGCGCUGGGCGGCCGAGGGGCUGGCCUACCUCACCUUCGACGCUGAUGUCAAGGAGGAGUUUGUGGAGGACAAGGCUGCUUUGCAGGCCAUGUUCCAGCUGGCCAAGUCGGAGGACCGGAGCGUGCUCUUCGCCGUGGCCUCCACGCUGGUGAACUGCAGCAACAGCUACGACCACGAGGAGCCGGAUCCCCAGAUGCUGGAGCUGGCCAAGUACGCCAAGCAGCACGUCCCGCAGCAGCACCCCAAGGACAAGCCGGACUUUGUGCGGCGGCGGGUGCAGAAGCUGCUGGCUGCCGGCGUGGUGUCGGCUCUCACCUGCAUGGUGAAGAGCGAGACCCCGGCGCUGACCAGCUCCUGCCGAGAGCUCAUCUCCAGGGUGUUCCUGGCCCUGGUGGAGGAUGCCGAGGACCGGGGUGGCGUGGUCGCCCAGGGAGGAGGAAAGGCCCUCAUCCCGCUGUCCCUGGAGGGCACCGAGGUGGGGCAGGCCAAGGCUGCACAGGCCCUGGCGAAGAUCAUCAUCACUUCCAACCCCGAGAUGGCCUUCCCCGGAGAGCGGAUCUACGAGGUGGUCCGGCCGCUGGUGAGCCUCCUGCAGCUGCAGCGCAGUGGCCUGGAGAACUUCGAGGGGCUGAUGGCUCUGACCAACCUGGCGGGGACCAGCGAGCAGCUGAGGCAGAAGAUCCUGAAGGAGAAGGCGGUGCCCAUGAUCGAGGGCUACAUGUUUGAGGAGCACGAGCUCAUCCGCCUGGCCGCCACGGAGUGCAUGUGCAACAUGGUCAUGAGCAAGGAGGAGGUUGUGUGUGGAGUCCCACGGUCUGUCCUGGGCCUGGAGGCCGACAUUGUGUACCUUGACUUCCAAAAGGGCUUUGAUCUGGUUUCCGACCCCGUUCUCGUGAAAAACUUGGAGAACUGUGGGCUUACCUGUGACUCGGUGCCCAGCCCUGGAGCACACCAGGCUGCUGCAGGCAGUCACUUCAUUUCAAUCCAGGCCUUCCCAGCGCUGCUGGACCUACCUCGCGGGGCUGAGGUCCGCCAGGUCAACUGCGGGUCCCGGCACACGGCCACUGUGACCAGUAAAUACGGCCAGCUGGGGCAUGGGGACAGAGCCAGCUCCGACCAGCCUCAAGCUGUUGCCUACUUCCCUGCCAAUGGGCUGCGCGUAGAGGAGGUGGUGUGCGGCCCAUGGACGACUUACGUGCGUGCCGUGGAGAAAGGAGAGCCUUCCUGA